Soboliphyme baturini is the source of this 953-nucleotide messenger RNA. Lineage: Eukaryota; Metazoa; Nematoda; Enoplea; Dioctophymatida; Soboliphymatidae. The record is from the annotation of a GenBank genome assembly.
AUGCCGUUCCUACAGCCUAGCUGGCCGAUCGAAGACCACAGGUACCAGAGGAGCCAUGCAUUUGAAACGCACGGCGGCGUAGUUAUGGUCAGCGUAUCUACCUCACCAUUGAACUGGACCACUGGUCAACAGCGGCAAAAAUCACUCAUUGCUACCACCGCAGGCAGGCGUCGUUUGACGGUGCCUGGUGUGUCGCUUAAAUUCGGCACUGUCGACGGAGGAGGUUCGUUUCGUUUCGUUUCGUUUUCGGUAGUGGUGGUUGUGGCUGUGAAAACCAGUUGCGACAUCAUGUUGUCGUCGUCGUCCACGUCGUCGUCGUCGUCCACGUCGACGUCGACGGCGGUACUAUUUAGUCCCUUGCCGCAAACACUCGCAUUCACGCGUUACUCCUGCCCGGUCGUCGUCGUCGUCGUCGUCGGCGUGUUCUCGUCGUGUCGCUGGUCGCUCCUCCUCGACUCGGUCCGUCCGUCAAAGCCUCAAAGCGCCAAGCGUCGGUGUCACCGACCCUCAGGUCACCUCACCUCGGUCAUCGGAGUUUUCGGCUCGGCUUCCUUGACUAUGUGCCCAGCAGCGGCUUGUCCACUGCUGUUCGCCUACGGUCUGGUCACGCUGCUGGUCAUCGACUGCCUGGCCGUCGUCGCCAGCGCCUCAAAAACCAAGCAGGUGAUCACUCACAAGUUCAAGUGCCGCACAGACGGAUGUUGCGACCAACACCAGUACUGCUCUUUUUGGAAGUUCAUCGGCGAGUGCGAAACGAACAGCAAAUGGAUGAAGGACAACUGCCGCAUAUCGUGCAUGACCUGUCCAGGCGAUGCUCGUCGUAAGCAAUCGCUAUGUUACAUUAUUACCUUGUCUUGUGAUGUUGGUGUACUUCGACGAAAAGCAUUGCGUCCGCACGUAGGCCAGAACCAUUUGGCUGCUUUUCUUCUUCCAUACUUACACGGUGUCUGAAC